GAGCAACACACAGCAGGUUGUUGACUCUAUGCACGCGGAGCCACCUCUGGCUGGCUGUGAGCCCUCAGACUGCUCUCAAAGUCUCCCUCAGACAAUCAGUGAGAAGGAUGCUCACUGCAGCCAGGUGAAGAAAGAAUAUGACACCAGGAAAGAAGUACAUCUGAUCUGUUCUGAUGAGCACAAAAGUGUCGUUCUUGAGACAAACGUCAAUCAAGAAGUGCAACGUCUCGGUCAUGGUGAGGUCCAGACCUUUGCUGAGUCACUUGCUCAUCCGCCAAGUCCCAUUCCAGUUUUUGAGAAAACAACAGAAGAAAAAAUAUUUGAGAUAUCAGCGGCCAAUAAACUCACUGAGCUUUCUGGACCAUUAGCUGCUCAAUUGGAUGAUAAUGUCACUAUUCAAGAGUUGGAGAAAGCUACAACACCAUCACAACCAAGUAGUCCUUCUGGCUUCAAUAUCAACUUGAAGCAAAUUGAAAUUGGUGAUACACAUGUGAAGGAAGAAUGUGUGUUAGCAACAUUAGAGGUUGAACAACAAGCAUUACCUCAUAGUCAGAACAUCUCAGAGCAGAAUGUACGGCUGAAGUCUCCUGUAGCCAAUCAUGAUGGUGAUUCAAAUGCAUCUAAAAAGAAGGAAGGGCAGACAAAUGUUGAGACACUUGAAAACAAAGCCUGUGAGGCCGCCCAGGAACCUGUGGAAAAGUCUAAUUUGAAAGACGCCUGUGAUAUCACAAUGGAAACUGCUGACCUUGAAUCUCAGGUUGAGACUCGCAGCUGUCAGGAGCAACUGCACAAUGACCAAAUAGAAGAUGCAGGAGAUGCAAAGAUGACUACAAGUGAAACUGAGUUGAAGCUGUUCGUCCAUCAAAGUCAUGAGAGGAAUGCAUUGCCGGACAAUAGCAGUAUAAAGGCUGAUGAAAUGCCGCUUGAAGGUACUACUGAGGUGUCUCUGCCCAGCAAUAGACCUUACAGGUCGUCCUUUGACUGGGCCGGUGCUAAGAGAAAAAAGUCAGAUGUCUCCACCUUACCGUUUGCCCAGGGAUCCCCUAUGUCUGAGCAGAAUCCAAGCGAUUCCAGUGGACUCCUCAGACACAGCACCAUACCCUCGUUUCUCAAAAGCAAGCACAAAAAAGUCCCCUUGGUGAUUAGCAGGGCGACGGAUCUGUUGAAUGCCUCCAGUAUCUCUGGGACUGCAGCGUCCACACAGAGACACCAGCAGGGAGAGCGGAAGGAUUUGAAAGAGACCUGCAAGGAGAUGGCAAACAUGAAGAGCAGAGCUUCUCUGUCCACUACUUCAUUUCCAGUCCCCACUUCUACAGCAGUCAGCAGACUGUCAUGGCAAACGACCCCAGGGUGUAGCAGAGCUCAUCCCUCAACAGCAGGUCCCAGCACAGAGACAGACGGGGACAUGUCCUGCUCCCAGGAAAGGGAAGACCAACAGGCCUCGUUCAGAACCCAGAUCUCCAAAAUCGAACAGUUCCUCAACACAGAGAGGCUGCGUCUGCCCAAAAGACGGAAAACUGACAACUAAACGAAAAACAGACUCUUCUGUUGGGGGAUGCUAGUGUUCUGAGUUAUAUUACAAAAGCCCUCUGUUGCGCUUAUUUGUUAAAGUGAUAAGAGCCUUUGCUGUUAGAUAAGGUACAACUGGUUUUGUUUGGGCGUCAAUCAUUGCCUGUUCUCAUUUCUCUUAUGACAAAACAAGAGAACAGGGGAGUUAUUAUUCCUCUGAAUGUUUAAAUAUUUAUG
Messenger RNA from Eleginops maclovinus (Patagonian blennie), 1746 nucleotides. RefSeq lists its product as uncharacterized. The coding region runs from base 29 to 1528 and encodes 499 amino acids. The transcript is spliced from 5 exons. The record is from RefSeq and is a predicted model, not a curated record. NCBI's taxonomy places the organism in Eukaryota, Metazoa, Chordata, Actinopteri, Perciformes, Eleginopidae.